AUAUGCGUUAUCAGCUGAAUCAUCCAACCGACUGGAGAGCUCGACGGAUAUAUACUUGAACAUCUCUCGGCAAGGACGGACGACCCGCAGGUCCACCCACUCGCCACGAUGACCGCCUCGGAAGACUAUGUCAAAGAUGACCAUCCGGACGAGAUCGUUCCUCCGACGACCAAGAAGAGCCGGUGGUCGGGACUAGGACCACGCGCUGUGAAGGCAUUGACAACGAAGGAAGGACUGAUUGGCACUUACGAUUAUGCCUUCCUAUUCACGCCCAAAUUGCCAUUCAUGAAACGGGCUCGCAGAGCGGCUCCAUUCUUCGGCCUCAACGAUCGCAUGCCCGUUCUUCUCGCGGUGCUCCUUGGUCUACAGCACGCGCUGGCCAUGUUGGCGGGUGUCAUUACGCCUCCCAUCAUUCUUUCGAGCGCUGCGAAUCUCACAGGAAACACCCAGGCCUAUCUCGUCAGCACUUCUCUGAUCGUCUGCGGAAUCUUGUCCUCCAUUCAGAUUACCCGGUUCCAUAUCUACAAGACUCCAUAUUAUGUUGGAACUGGACUGAUCUCGGUUGUGGGCACAUCGUUCGCAACCAUUCCGGUGGCGACGGGAGCUUUCAGCCAGAUGUACGCAACGGGCUUCUGUCCAACAGCAGCUGAUGGCACGAAACUACCCUGUCCGGACGGGUAUGGAGCGAUCCUCGGAACCCAAUGUAUCUGUGCCUUGCUCGAAAUCGCGCUGUCUUUCAUGCCACCUCGAAUCUUGAAGAAGAUCUUUCCUCCUCUUGUCACUGGACCUACUGUCUUGCUCAUCGGCGUAAAACUCAUCGCGAAUGGCUUCUCGGACUGGGCAGGAGGGUCGGGUAAUUGCAAAGGGCGUCCGGAGACUGGUGUUUUUCAAUUGUGCCCAAGCAACAGUGCUCCUCACGCCCUGCCAUGGGGAAGCGCCGAGUUCAUCGGGCUUGGAUUCUUGGUCUUCCUCACGAUCAUCCUGAUGGAACGUUUUGGAGCGCCGAUCAUGAAGAGCUGUGCGGUCGUAUUGGGUCUGCUGGUCGGAUGCAUUGUUUCGGGUGUUACAGGCUACUUUGAUCGAUCAGGUAUCGAUGCCGCACCGGUAGCCAGCUUCAUAUGGGUGGAGACUUUCAAGCUUUCGGUCUAUGCCCCAAUCAUUCUCCCGCUUAUGGCGGUGUACAUUGUGCUCGCCAUGGAAGCCAUUGGCGAUAUCUCCGCAACAUGUGAGGUAUCACGACUCCAGGUUGAUGGCGAAGUUUUCGACUCUCGCAUUCAGGGAGGCGUACUGGCAGAUGGUCUGAACGGUAUCCUCGCUGGACUUUGCACCAUCACGCCUAUGUCGACCUUCGCCCAGAACAAUGGAGUGAUAGCUCUGACAAGAUGUGCAAACCGAAAAGCCGGAUACCUCGCCUGCCUCUGGCUCAUCAUCAUGGGUGUCUUCGCCAAGUUCGCCGCAUCUUUGGUCGCCAUUCCGAAAGCAGUUCUUGGUGGUAUGACCACGUUCCUCUUCGGCGCCGUUGCAGUCAGUGGUAUGCGCAUUAUCUCAACCAUGCCGUUCACUCGCCGCAAUCGCUUCAUCUUGACUGCAUCUCUUGCUCUCGGAUAUGGAGUCACCCUGGUUCCCAACUGGUUCGAUUACGUCUUCACCUAUUCUGGAAACAACCGCUCACUCACGGGCUUCUACAAUGCUAUCUCGAUCGUUAUGGAGACUGGCUUCGCGGUCACGGCGUUCGUGUCACUCAUUCUCAAUCUAGUUAUGCCCGAGGAAGAAGUCGACGAUGACAUUCCGGAAUUGACUGCGCCGACUGUAGACGAUUCAACGUCGCGUUCAGCGUCUUCUCGCGAGAAUUGGGAUCAGAUCAACCACAAGCCAGGAAAAGCAGCUCCUGACACUGCAACGAAAAUCUCCCGUCAAGGAGACCUUCCACUUCAUCAAUGA
Zymoseptoria tritici IPO323 is the source of this 1941-nucleotide messenger RNA. RefSeq lists its product as uncharacterized. The coding region runs from base 109 to 1941 and encodes 610 amino acids. Gene Ontology annotation, molecular function: xanthine transmembrane transporter activity. Lineage: Eukaryota; Fungi; Ascomycota; Dothideomycetes; Mycosphaerellales; Mycosphaerellaceae. Gene Ontology annotation, biological process: xanthine transport; transmembrane transport. The transcript has 4 exons. Gene Ontology annotation, cellular component: fungal-type vacuole; membrane. The record is from RefSeq and is a predicted model, not a curated record.